This is a messenger RNA of Aspergillus welwitschiae, 903 nucleotides long. RefSeq names its product thioesterase domain-containing protein. NCBI's taxonomy places the organism in Eukaryota, Fungi, Ascomycota, Eurotiomycetes, Eurotiales, Aspergillaceae. The transcript has a single exon. The record is from RefSeq and is a predicted model, not a curated record. Gene Ontology annotation, biological process: biosynthetic process. Bases 1 to 903 code for a protein of 300 amino acids.
AUGGAACCUAUUUUGCAUAUCCAGGGCGAUGCUCAUUCGUCGUUAACCCCGUUGAUCUUCAUUCAUGCAGUGUCCGGCCUGGCAUGGCCUUAUAUGGCGCUUGGCAACCUCAGCAACACAAGUGACCCGGCCAGGUCCCGACCAGUCUAUGGAAUCUCAUCGCCAGUUUACAGUGUGAGUCGUUAUACUCUACCACCCUCUUUAGAAGAGAUAGCCAAGGAGUAUGUCGAACGUUUACAGUCGGAGCUCCAGCCACACGGCCCAUAUCUCCUAGGGGGCUGGUCCAUGGGCGGGAUGAUCGCUGUCAAGAUGGCGGAGAUCCUGCAAGCCAAGAAGGAGACCGUCCAGCAAGUCAUUCUCCUGGACUCCAUCAACCCGGAGAAAUAUCCGGCAUUCGUUAAUGAGGAAGAGCACCGCAUCAUCGCAGACGGAUUGUUCACAAACGUCUGUCAAGCGAUGGGAAUGGCAGAUCUUGCAGACAAUAGCGACGAUGAAGACAACCGAUCAGAUGCCUCGGAGGCCAGCGACGACGGGAGUACUAUGAGUGACGAGGAGGAUGACAACCUGCAUCGUCUGUUUUCAACAAUGCGCCGCCACAUUCAUGCCAGUACUCUCUCCAUUGCUAGCACCGAGCCCGGCAAGCUGCUACCGCCAAACAGCGUCUGUCAUACCAAUGUGACUUUAGUCAAAUGUACACAGUUGUCUGAAACUGUUCCCGCGCUAUUUUCUGCCCGGCAACGGUGCAUCCGAAGGUGUGCUCUGCACCCCACCCUGCAGUGGAGGCCGCAGAACUUCGAUCGAUUUCGCACGCUGUUGAUCGACGCACGGCACGAUAGUUUAUUCGAUGAGGAACACGUGGAGGUGGUGACCAGCAUGCUUAGACAAAUCCUAGAGUCUUGCUAG